Oncorhynchus keta (chum salmon) is the source of this 1004-nucleotide messenger RNA. RefSeq lists its product as uncharacterized. The transcript is spliced from 4 exons. The record is from RefSeq and is a predicted model, not a curated record. The coding region runs from base 42 to 1004 and encodes 320 amino acids. NCBI's taxonomy places the organism in Eukaryota, Metazoa, Chordata, Actinopteri, Salmoniformes, Salmonidae.
AAAUUAAGUGUGCAGCAAGUUGGAAAAGCUGCUCGAGCAUAAUGCAUUUUUUAAAGAAUUCUGCCGUUAAUGAUGUCACUCCUUUGUUUACUUUUGUCAAUGAAUGUCAUAUUUGUUACAAGAUGAAACCAAAAUAUACCCAGGUCCGGCUAAAGAAGGAGAAAAAAAGGUUCCAGGAGGAGGGAGGAGACAAUGUGAGAGAAAGUUCACAUUUAGCUGCAUUCCCAGCUCACAGUCUUGCAGGAGAAGGGGCUAUGCCCCUUCCUCAGAAUGCUCAGACCACUGCCCUCCCCCCACCAGGUCUCAGUAGAAAGUACCCCCUACCUCAACCCACUCUCUCAGCCAAGACCAAGAUUUGGAUGCCAGUGCAAGAGACCUGGAAAGGAGAACCUUAUGACAAGCCUUUGCUCAAAUACACAAUAGCCCUCCCUAUUGGCAGGCGCCACUGUAGACCUCGUCCAAUAAAACGACCCGUCCCCAACCCUUCCCCCAACCUGACUGAUAAAAGAGUGAAGUUUAAACAUCCUGAGGCCACCCUCCGUUUUAUCCCAGUGAGGCCAGACUUAGAGCAGCUCACCAGGCAGAGAACCCUCCCUGGUAGUCAGUUGGUUAGACCUGUGACACCCAGACCACCAUCACGCAAGCAACCCCCCUCUGCAGACCAUAGCCCCCUAGACAGUAUCCACUCACACAGAUCCCUUGCUAAGGUGCAGGCUGCUGGAGGUGAGGACAGGGGAGGCGGAGGAGAUGGUGCCUCCCUAUCCCGCUCUGUCAGGGAUUUGCAGUUGCUUAGCUCCAGCUCCGACGACGAGGAUUCUGAGUCUCCUUCUGAGUCCCAGUUCCGAUGCACCACUCCGGCCUACCUCACCCGCCGCUACCAGAACAGUUUGAAAUGGUACCAGGCGGUGCACAGCGAGAAGAAGACCAAACAUCACAAGGAGAGGCUUGACCAGCUUUGCUAUAAGGAGGCAUCAGAUGAGUCUAAUGCUGAAAGAGGUAGCUAG